Heterostelium album PN500 is the source of this 2526-nucleotide messenger RNA. RefSeq names its product PP2C family serine/threonine-protein phosphatase. Bases 1 to 2526 code for a protein of 841 amino acids. Gene Ontology annotation, molecular function: protein serine/threonine phosphatase activity. The transcript is spliced from 5 exons. Gene Ontology annotation, biological process: protein dephosphorylation. NCBI's taxonomy places the organism in Eukaryota, Evosea, Eumycetozoa, Acytosteliales, Acytosteliaceae. The record is from RefSeq and is a predicted model, not a curated record.
AUGAUGGCACCAUCCCUUUCAAAUUCAAAGUCCUCUCCUUCAUUUUAUAAGGACGAGAAUAACAAUGUUGUUGUUGAUGAUGAUGAUAAUAACGAUAUUGUUGAUCAACAGCAGUUGACGGCAGAUGGAGGUGAUUUGGAGGUUGGCGGUGGUGUUGGCAUGGGAGAGUUGGGCGAUUUGAGCGAGUUGUUGAUUCCCUCGUUGAAUAUACCACAGCUACUCGAUGGACUGAACGAAAUCGAGGGACAACCUCAAUAUUGUUUGUCGAGCAGCAAUAGCAGCGCGUCAAGCGCCACCAUGUCGGUGCACAGCAACAACAGCAACAACAGCUCGAAUAACAGUUUCCUCAAGGGUAGCGGUUCCGCACCAAGGAGUCUGGGCUAUCAGAUAUAUCGAACAUUCCCAUACCGCGGAAGUCUACCACAACCAUUACAACAGAUUAUCAACGCACUCGGUGAACAAACAACAACUACCACCACAACUUCAAACGACAACAACAACAACAACAACAAUAUAGAUGGCUCAAAAAGCGAAGAGUCUACAACUGGCGAAUUACAACAACAAUCACAGCAACAGGAAAAGAAGAAACCAUGUUCGACAAAUGGACUGCGACACAGUCGUCAAUAUAAAGCAUUGUUCCAACAACAGAACAACAAUGGUAGCAACAACAACAGCGGAAUCAAUGAUAAAGACAAUGACGAUAUAAAGAAACAACUUCAUUUAAAUCUAAAUUUGAAUCUUUCAGGAAUCAACAACAACAGCAACAACAAUAGUAAUAAUAAUAGUAACCCUGAAAUCAAUAUAGAAAGUAGUAGUAAUAUAGUAGAUAGUAAUAAUAAGGAACUUGGUGAAUCAAGUGGUGUCAGUGGAGUAUCGAAUGUCGAUGUUAUAGUAUCACAAGAACCAUCGUUUUUGGAUUCAUCAUUCUUCCAACCACCUCCAAUGUUGUCACCACGUCUACAGCAAUUGGAGAAAGAAUUGAGCGACGCCGAACAAAGCACUCAAAACGCUGAUGGUGAAAACGACGAAAUGAAACAAUUGCAAGAACAAUUGGAAAGUGGCGACAACAGCGGACAACAACAACAGCAGCAAUUUGACUCACCUGCAACCUCUUCUACACAAUGGUCACAACUCAUUGAAAGUCUGGCAACUGACUCUGUCAGUGCUGCCGAUGCAGGUGGCGACUCUUUCUCGCCGCUCAACAAGAGCAUUGGCGAUCUCGGUGAUCUAAAGAAUCUCAACCUCGACGGUAUCUCUUUGAAUUUCAGCGGUGAAACUCCAUUGAUGUCAACGGCCGAGUUGAAACAAACCAUCGAAAUUCUGCCACCUUCAUUCUCGAGCUCGCCACUCAGUGCGUCUGGCUCCAAUCUUUCUUCGUCGCCAAACUACCUCACUGUUUCACCGGGCAUGUUAUCGCCAUCAAAGAGAAGAGAAGGAAACAAUAAUAGCAACAACAAUAACAAUAACAACGCUACUGUCACUCCAUUCUUUAUUGACUCAAAGACAAAUGCUUAUCGCGUCAAAGGACAACUGGAACAGAGUGGCGAUACCGACUUGAAGAAAAAACAACAACAACUAGCUCGUACCAUUACAUUCUCUGACUCUACAUCGAUUCGCUCAUUCUUUGGCUCGUCUUCCAACGAUAAUUUGGAAUCGCCAAUCUCAACGUCGGUCGGUAUCAACUCUGCGUCGCCGUCGCCAUCGGCAUCCACAGCCACAGCCAAUACAAAACAACAACCAAGUCGUCAACUCACCUCGAUAUUCCCAAUACAAUACGACCACUCACCAUCACCAGCGAAAUUCUACUACCCACUGCUGCAACCACAACCCAGCGCUCUCAUCAGAGAAUACGCCAUAAAGGCAGAUGUAAAUACAAAGGGUUUGAAGCGAGCAAAGAAACAGUGUUUAGACAUGGAAGAUGAAUACUUGGGAAUGCAUCCAUUCGGCGACGAUCCUCAAAUGGCAUUGUUCGCAGUGUUUGACGGUCAUUCUGGAAAGAACGUUGCAAUUAAAGCAAAAGAAAUUCUACCAAAUAUUUUAUUAAAAUAUAUUCAAUCAGCAAAGAAUGAAUGUGGAAAACAAAUCUAUGAUAUGAGCGGUGUAUUUUUAGCAACUUUCAAAGAGGUCGAUGCUCAACUGGCGAAAUAUGAAUAUGAAGGUUCCACUGCCACCAUCGUACUUAUUUGGAGAGUUGGACAACAAAGAUUUUUACAAUCUGCAAAUGUUGGUGAUUCUUCUGCUUUCCUAAGUUAUGCUGGUGAGACAUUGGUUUUAACAAAAGAUCAUAGAGUAACAGAUCCCGAAGAACAACAGAGAAUUAGAGAUGAUGGCAUUCAGCUGGGUGAGAAUCAAACUAGAAUCAAUGUUGCCUCCGAUGGUCUUUGGGAUGUAUUCUCUGGUAACAGAGCAAUGGAAAUGAUCAGAACCGAACAAAACACUGAAAAGAUGGCUACUACUCUGCUGAAUUCAUCGCUCAUCUCGAAAAAAUCCAAAGAUAAUAUAUCCAUAAUUGUAACAACCUUGUAA